Molecule: messenger RNA, 845 nt
Organism: Eurypyga helias (sunbittern)
Lineage: Eukaryota; Metazoa; Chordata; Aves; Eurypygiformes; Eurypygidae
Gene: FANCC
Product: Fanconi anemia, complementation group C
Exons: 6
Coding region: 7-789 (260 amino acids)
Biological process (GO): nucleotide-excision repair; cellular response to oxidative stress; interstrand cross-link repair
Cellular component (GO): Fanconi anaemia nuclear complex
Source: RefSeq, a predicted model, not a curated record
UUUUUAAUGCUUAGGAAUGCACUGCUGGAAACUGAUGGAACCCCAGAAGUUAUGACCAUAAUACAGGUGUUUACACAGCUCUUCCUUCAGGUUCAUCAGAAUGAAAACAAGCAGCAUAAAUUUCCACUGAAGGCCUACUUCCCUUACCAUCACCAGCCUCUUGUAACAGCUUUACUCAGACGUCCUUCUGAACUGCCAGCUACACACUGGCCCCAACACUUGAAACACAUUUCGGAUAUGCUCAAAGCAUUAGUGGAAGAAGCAAACAUUAGCUCUCUUGCUGACCUUUUUGAAAUCUGGUUUUUGGUUGCUUGUUUUGGAGAAUGGCUGGAUAUUGCAGCAGAACAAUUACUGAAGGCUGCUGUAGAACCAGAUGCUUUGCUGUGGCUGCUGGCUUUUUACUACUGUCCUCAGAAUGAAAAUCAACAAAGGAUGCAAACAAUGGUAGAAGCUCAAGCAGUCUACAGUCGUCUGAUAGUGCUCUUCAGCUGUACAGACCUGUCUGUCAGAGAUGUGGAGGCUGCUGUACACGCUGUAACAGACGUAGAGCGGUGUUGUAGCCAGCAUCUUAUAACACAUCUUCUUACCAACUUUUUGCUCUUUUCUUCUGGUGGACAUGUAAUUGCCCAGGAAUUAAUUUCCCAUAUUACUGAGACAACUGGUACAAGCAAAGAAGUUUGUAGCCUUCUUAUCCGAACUGCACACAGAAUUAACCGUACUGCAGAAGAAAACCAAAGGACUGUGAAGCUGCUGAAUGAACUUCUUCAAAAACUAACACUGAAAGUUUAGGUUUUUAAUGUCAUCUAUUUAUCAAGCCAACAAAUGAGAUCUUUAUCCAGGUGUCA